AUGGUCCUCGCCGCCCUCGCACCCGCGGUCCCAGACGAUGCGGUCAGAGCUGCAAUGCACUCUCCAUCACGUCUGAAGCUGAUGGCGACGAUGGCGAGUACGUUUACGGACAUGCCGGAACUCCGAGAUGUGCAGUCUGUGACCGCGUUUUCUCCACAUGUGCGCACAUACCCGGGACGAAGUAUCGAUACACCCACAGCACCCCCGCCCUCGCUUUCAUUCCCCCGCUGGCAUAUAUACGUGCCGGACACUCCGGACUCUGGACCCUCGCCUCUCUCGCGAUGCGACUACGCCCAGAUCAGUGAAGGUCUCUUCGAUUUACCGUCGACCAGGCUCGUGGGCGUCCGUGCGCUCUACACUGCAGCCGACCGCGAAGGCAUAUAG
This is a messenger RNA of Sparassis crispa, 384 nucleotides long. RefSeq lists its product as hypothetical. The record is from RefSeq and is a predicted model, not a curated record. The transcript has 3 exons. Bases 1 to 384 code for a protein of 127 amino acids. Lineage: Eukaryota; Fungi; Basidiomycota; Agaricomycetes; Polyporales; Sparassidaceae.